CCUGUAGAGCGCAACUUAUUAGGCUGUUUCUGAAUUCUCUGUGCUUGAUGUUCUAAGAGCCUUGUAGAUAAUAAUAUUUUUUAAUAAUAUGAAGAUUAUUAAAAUUAUAAAAAUAUAUUGUAAAUAAAUAGAUCCAACUAUGCGGAGUCUGUUAGUCGUUUCGGUGACUUGUGCUUUCCUUAAACAUGCGACUAGUCAAGACAAUAUCUUAGACAAUGUAACUAAUCUAGGAGAUGAUACUAUAUCGCAAAGAAGAGAUAAGAACUUCACCGAAUUAGUGGCUUACGAUGGCUACAACAGCGAGACUUACACAGUUACCACUGAUGACGGCUACAUUCUUUCCGUAUUCCGAAUACCUGUUAACAAAUCCUGCAAAGACAGCUCCAAUUUGGAGCCUAUCAUCUUCAUGCAUGGCUUAUAUCUAAGCGGAGACGACUGUAUCAUACCCGGACCCGGUAAAGCACAUUGCUACAUAUAUUCUGAUGCCUGUUAUGAUGUUUGGGUGCCGAAUAACAGAGGUAACAGGUACAGCAGACAACAUAAAUCAUUGGAUCCCGACAAAGAUCCCGAAUUUUGGAACUUUGCUAUGGACGAGAUGGCUCUUCAUGAUCUACCGGCAAUUAUUGAUUAUGUAUUGGACAAAACAAAUAAAAAACAGGUGUACUACGUGGGACAUAGCCAGGCGGUGGGCACACUGCUACUUCUCUGUGCAAAGAAGCCACAAUAUAAUGACAAAAUUAAAUUAGGCUUUGGUAUGUCACCCACGGCGUGGUUAGAAAAUUCUCGAUUCAUCGUCAUAAAAGUUGAAGCAGCGGCUAAUGAAAUUCUUAAAACGGCAAAUAAUGAAACGAACAUUGAAUUUCUACCAUAUGGUGGCUUCUUUCAGAAUGCGGGGAAAAUAUUAUGUGGAAGUAAAGCAUCUUAUCUAGCCUGUUCAGCUCUUCUCUUCUCAGUUCUGGGCUUUAACAAAUUUCAAAUCACAUCCGACGUUCUGCCUGUUCUUCCUGGACAUUUGCCGGCAGGGACAUCUUUGAAAGACUUUUUGCGUUGGGGCCAAAUGGUAACUAAUGGCUUUUCGGAAUAUGACUACGGUUCGAAACAGAAUUUGGAAUUGUACGGCCAAGAAAAACCGCCAACCAUUGAUCUGAGUCCGGUGACGAUGCGGUGGAUAUUUUUCGCGAGUGAAAACGAUUAUGUAUCUGAUGUGAAAGAUGUUAAGACAUUAGUGUCUGCUUUGACUCGAUCUGAUGCUAAAAUGUGCCUCCUGGCAGAUAAAUCUUUCGGGCAUUUGGAUUUCCUCUAUGCGGAUAACCUCGCCAAGUACGUGGCUCCUGACAUUUUAUCCACUAUGAAGACUGGUGAAUAUGCCUGCAAUAUAGAUUCACUUAGUAAUCUUUUGUAAACUGCAGUCGUAAAACGUUUCAAUAAAUUUAAUUUUAUUUAGCA
Molecule: messenger RNA, 1446 nt
Organism: Galleria mellonella (greater wax moth)
Lineage: Eukaryota; Metazoa; Arthropoda; Insecta; Lepidoptera; Pyralidae
Product: gastric triacylglycerol lipase-like
Exons: 2
Coding region: 140-1402 (420 amino acids)
Biological process (GO): lipid metabolic process
Molecular function (GO): hydrolase activity, acting on ester bonds
Source: RefSeq, a predicted model, not a curated record